This is a messenger RNA of Leptosia nina, 207 nucleotides long. The record is from the annotation of a GenBank genome assembly. NCBI's taxonomy places the organism in Eukaryota, Metazoa, Arthropoda, Insecta, Lepidoptera, Pieridae.
AUGCAUCCAGGGAGCACAUGCAAGCAAUGUGUGGCGCCUGCAGUGUCGACUGACUGUCGCGACAUUGACCGCCACCACGCGAAUAAUAAAUCGAAACUUGGCGACGCGCCAACGGCCCUUCCCUCACCUUUGUUGCGGUAUCCCGCAAGUAUUGGCCAUAACGGGAAUACUAACUGCAGAAAAUCGAUACAAGGUUUCGGCACAUGA